This is a messenger RNA of Tetranychus urticae (two-spotted spider mite), 2171 nucleotides long. Its product is annotated as ATP-dependent RNA helicase A. Gene Ontology annotation, cellular component: intracellular anatomical structure; ribonucleoprotein complex; nucleolus. NCBI's taxonomy places the organism in Eukaryota, Metazoa, Arthropoda, Arachnida, Trombidiformes, Tetranychidae. Gene Ontology annotation, molecular function: 3'-5' DNA helicase activity; ATP hydrolysis activity; double-stranded RNA binding. Gene Ontology annotation, biological process: regulation of mRNA processing; positive regulation of transcription by RNA polymerase II. The record is from RefSeq and is a predicted model, not a curated record.
CGUUGUUAUUAGUUACGCAAGGGUUUAAGAAACAGUUGCAUAAUCUUAGAAUUUGAAUGUUAAUUACUUUUUUCCUCAUUAAUUUAUAAGUGCAGUUAUUUAAAUUAAAUUAUCUACUCUUGUUUUCUUUUUUGGUUUGAAACUAAAUGUUUCCUUUGUUAGAUAAUCAUGACUAAUCGUGAAAAGGAAGAGUUGAAAUCGGGCCUUAUUAAGGCAAACCUACCUCCUGCCGUUUAUGCUACCAAUCAAAUGGGAAAUCAGAAAAGGUUUAUGUGUCGGAUUACGGUUAAAAAUCUUGAUUACGUUGGUAUUGGUACAGCCAGUAAUAAAGAACAAGCAGAGAGUACUGCUGCUCGAGAUCUCAUUGCUCAUUUGCGAUAUAAAGGCUUAAUCGAUCAAGACACUUUGUCUUGCGGCCCACCAGUUAUUCAACUUGACUCUAUGCCACCUUUAGAGGCACAUAACACAAACAUACCAGUUAUAUCGAAAAAUAAUACAAGUUUGCCUCCUGUAUCAACACAAAGCACAAAUAUACCACUUGUAUUGACACAUAAUACAAGUAUGGCACCUGAUUCUUCAACACUACACGACCCUACACUUGACUGUAAUGAAAAUGAGACGUUUUGGUUCGACCGUAUCCCGGAAGAAGCGAAUUUGGCUCAAAAAAGAAAAAAGAUAAUUGAAUUGGAUAACAGCUCGGAAAGUUUAGAAGGCUGGACAUUGGAUAAUUGCAAACAUGAUCUUGGUAACUUUGCUAUAGCUAACGGAAUAAAACUCAAUUACAACUAUCAAAGUAUGAAAACUAAAAGUGGAUGGUAUUGCAUUUUGUCAUUUUUUGUAAAGCAGCUGGGGCAUGAAUUAAAAGCCCAAGCAUUUGCUCAGAAUAAAAAAAUGGCAUCAAAAUCUUGUGCAUUUCAACUGAUUACUAAACUGUAUCAUCAUGGACUGAUUAAGCCGAGCAAUUAUACCAUAAAAGACAAACAGGCUAAGGAUAAGGUGACGAAAUACUUAAACGCACCUGUUGCUACCUUGCCACCUCCUAAAUGGCAAAGUACACAAAGUGCAUCAUUUGAUAAAGAAAAAAUAGAAAGUAAAAAGCACAUCGGCUGGUGUCCUCCUACUCCGAUUUGGGACGCUUGGUUAGGUCGUGAAACCACUGGUUUACUUUGUAAAAUGAGUUUACAGCAGAUUAGUAUUGGAUUGAGUAUCUGUAAUUCUGUUCUCAACUCUCCGAUGAAAAUGAGAAUAACUUACGAGCAAUCUAUUCUACCAGUCUGGAAUUAUCGCUCAGCAAUUUUAAGCGCAAUAAGCAACAACCCUGUUGUUUUUAUCUGUGGAUCAAUUGCUUGUGGUAAAACUACUCAAGUGCCUCAAUUCAUUUUGGAUGACUUCAUCGCUCAAGGUAAUGGAGCUCUGUGUAAUAUACUUAUGACUCAACAAAGACAUUCAAGUGCUAUUUCUGUUGCUGAGCGAAUAGCAUAUGAAAGAUGUGAGCAUUUCAAAGAAAAUUCUAGUGUUGGUUAUAAUAUUGGUCGUAGGCGCAUGACUCCACGUCCAUUUGGUGCCAUUUUAUUUUGUACUAUUGACAUUUUGUUGAAAAAAAUGGAAGACGGAUUACGUGGUAUAUCUCACAUUAUUAUUGAUGAACUCCACGAACCCAAUUCUAACAAAGAUUUUCUUUUGACUGUUCUCCGUGGCAUGAUACAAGAUCAUCCAAAACUGAGAGUUAUAUUCAUGGGAACUUCAUUUGGUAUAACGGCUCAAAGACGUUUCCCAGACAGUCCUAUUAUUAAGAUAACCUGUUGAAUCUCUAUCUCAAGAAUUCUGCAUUUUUUUGCAUUUUGUAAAAGUUUAAAGUUGAUCAAUUGCCAUAUCUUAUAAAAAAUUUCAUUAUUUUAUAUACAGCAGUAAUCAGAGUUAAGUUAACAAAAUUGACUAUGACAAUAUCUGAAAUUCAAUCUAAGUCUGACUCCUUUUGUUGUUGCAACUCUGAUUACUAUUAUAUUAAUAUUUUCAUUUUUAUUAAUCUUAAAUUGUUUGACCUACUCUAACUAUUCCAAAACAUGAUAGAGUACUCAAAUCAGACGUACCUCAUUUUGAAAACUUUGAACAAUCAUAUUUUGUCAAUAAAAUUUGAUAUCAAAUAUAUUUGAUUAUCAUAAUUUAAAUUU